CAUUAACAUCAAGCAAGAAGCUCCAUCAUCCACUCUCCACUCCACUCGUCUGCCUGCACUGAGGUACCAACAACACCAGUGAAAUGGCUGCCCAGAACAACAAGGAGGUGGAUGCCCUGGUGGAGAAGAUCACCGGGCUCCACGCCGCCAUCGCCAAGCUGCCGUCGCUCAGCCCUUCCCCGGCCGUCGACGCGCUCUUCACCGAGCUGGUCACGGCGUGCGUUCCCCCGAGCCCCGUGGACGUGACCAAGCUCGGCCCGGAGGCGCAGGAGAUGCGGGAGGGCCUCAUCCGCCUCUGCUCCGAGGCCGAGGGGAAGCUGGAGGCGCACUACUCCGACAUGCUCGCCGCCUUCGACAACCCUCUGGACCACCUCGGCAUGUUCCCCUACUACAGCAACUACAUCAACCUCAGCAAGCUGGAGUACGAGCUCCUGGCGCGCUACGUGCCUGGUGGCAUCGCCCCUGCCCGCGUCGCCUUCAUCGGCUCCGGCCCGCUGCCGUUCAGCUCCUUCGUCCUCGCCGCGCGCCACCUGCCCGACACCAUGUUCGACAACUACGACCUGUGCGGCGCGGCCAAUGACCGCGCCAGCAAGCUGUUCCGCGCCGACAAGGACAUGGGCGCCCGCAUGUCGUUCCACACGGCCGACGUAGCGGACCUCGCUGGCGAGCUCGCCAAGUACGACGUGGUCUUCCUGGCCGCACUUGUUGGCAUGGCGGCUGAGGACAAGGCCAAGGUGAUAGCACACCUCGGCACACACAUGGCAGACGGGGCGGCCCUCGUCGUGCGCAGCGCACACGGGGCACGCGGGUUCCUGUACCCGAUCGUCGACCCCCAGGACAUCACCCUAGGUGGGUUCAAGGUGUUGGCCGUGUGCCAUCCAGACGACGACGUGGUGAACUCCGUCAUCAUCGCACAGAAGUCCAAGGACGUGCAUGUUAGUGGACUUCGCAGCGGGCCUGCUGUGGGUGGACAGUCUGCUCGCUCCACGGUGCCGGUGGUCAGCCCGCCGUGCAGGUUCGGUGAGAUGGUGGCGGAUAUGACACAGAAGAGAGAGGAGUUUGCCAACGCCGAGGUGGCCUUUUGACCGAUCCUCGCCAGCGGACAAUAAUGAACGUGCAUGUGGUAAUUUUCCUACCUCGCUGCUUGAUCGCUUGCAAUCGCACGCUCGUGGUAAUUCUCCUACUACUACUGAUGCAUUUGAAUUAAGCCAUGUGAUGUUUCUACCCAAUAAACUAUGUGUGGUGUUUACACGCGAAUGUCUUGUAUACACCUUGUAUGUGCAAGUGCUGGGAAUGAUACUUUUGCUAUA
Molecule: messenger RNA, 1310 nt
Organism: Triticum urartu
Lineage: Eukaryota; Viridiplantae; Streptophyta; Magnoliopsida; Poales; Poaceae
Product: putative nicotianamine synthase 2
Biological process (GO): nicotianamine biosynthetic process
Molecular function (GO): nicotianamine synthase activity
Source: RefSeq, a predicted model, not a curated record